AUGAAUAGGCUAUUUUCCCCGAUUUCUGGAAUCACAAUGGAAGUGACAACAUCCUAUCCGAUCAUACAUCUUUAUGGUUCGAAACAUCUCAAUUGUAAGGGAAAACGAGGCGAACAAUAUGGAUCAGGGAAAGGACUCGCUAUUGAACCUCAAUUUCAUACAGCUGCUCUCAAUUAUCCAAACUUCCCAAGCAUUCGGAUAACUCCUGAGCAACCGUAUCUACAAGAAAUCGUGUAUUCGUUUUCGGCAAGGUCGAGCUCAACAGAUUGA
Molecule: messenger RNA, 270 nt
Organism: Necator americanus (New World hookworm)
Lineage: Eukaryota; Metazoa; Nematoda; Chromadorea; Rhabditida; Ancylostomatidae
Exons: 3
Coding region: 1-270 (89 amino acids)
Biological process (GO): glucose metabolic process; beta-D-galactose catabolic process via UDP-galactose, Leloir pathway
Molecular function (GO): carbohydrate binding; aldose 1-epimerase activity
Source: RefSeq, a predicted model, not a curated record